Molecule: messenger RNA, 612 nt
Organism: Ambispora leptoticha
Lineage: Eukaryota; Fungi; Glomeromycota; Glomeromycetes; Archaeosporales; Ambisporaceae
Source: the annotation of a GenBank genome assembly
AUGGUUAAAUACACCGGUUUACUUGUAGCUUUAUUGGUCACUGUUUCGACUGUAAGCUCACUUCCAACCCCUCAAUCAUGGUUACCACCUGGCUGUGAUGUUGGAUUAAAGGGAAACGUUGGAUGUGGUAAUACUGGCAAAGGGAAUGUUGGAAAUAACAACGGUGGUAAUGGAAAUGUCGGCAGUGGAAACGGAUACGGUUCAUCAGCGGGUACCAACGGCAACAAUAACGUCGGUAGCAAUAAUGGCGCGUAUGCUGGUGGAGUUAACAACGGCAACAAUAACAUCGGUAGCAGUAAUGGUGCUAUUGUCGGUGGAAGCAAUAAUGGAAAUAAUAAUAUUGGCAGUUGGAAUGGAUUCUAUGAUGGUGUAGGAAAUGCUCCUGACGGAACUUCGGGAAAUAAUAACGGUAACAACAACCUUGGAAGUCUUAACGGAGCAUACAAUGGAAAUUAUAAUGGUGGUAGCGAUAACGGAAAUAAUUCGGGAAAUAAUAACUUGGCAAGUGCGAAUGGAAGCGGUAAUGGAAACUUUAAUGGACCUUAUGGAUCACACAAUGGCAAUGAUAAUGGAAAUGAUAAUGGUCCUCAAAAUAUUGUAAACUGGAUCUAG